This is a messenger RNA of Cuscuta campestris, 1073 nucleotides long. The record is from the annotation of a GenBank genome assembly. NCBI's taxonomy places the organism in Eukaryota, Viridiplantae, Streptophyta, Magnoliopsida, Solanales, Convolvulaceae.
CUCAAGAAUGCAAGAACUUCUCGAAUCCUCGCCUAGCUUUUACGGCCGAUGAAUCCUCAAGACUGGACCUGCUCCGAAGAGCCGACUGCCGAAGAAAGGACGCCGCCUCCACCGCCGGACGCCGACCUCCACGGCUCCACCAUCCAGCCCCCCGAGAGACUCUCUCGAGCUACACUAACUCCGUUAAGCUUAAGGGUGCUUAACAAACCGAUACAACUUGAGAACCCGAGUCACACGAGCCUCAACACCUUUGCUCGGAGAUACCGCACUCCAAGACUUCUCACGAAGGAACAAGAAACUUCCUUCGAGUUUACAACAAGGGAACAAACUCCCUUAAAGUGUAUGAAAACACUUAAACACUCAGGAAUGAAACUCUCACAAAGAGUAGAUAUGAGUGAACUAAAUGAACUCAUACUUGAUUUAGCCCAAGAGAUUAAGGAGGAAAUCAUCAAGAAGAGAAAGGAAGCCAAGUACUGCUCAAUCAUACUUGAUUGUACCCCUGAUACAAGUCACCAAGAGCAGAUGAGUAUGAUAGUGAGGUAUUUAAACUUCUCAGGUAAUUCUAUUAUUGUGGAAGAGUCCUUUUUGGGCUUCUUGAAUGUUAAUGAUACCACUGGAAAAGGACUAUUUGAUGUCACAAUUGAGGAGUUAAAGUCUCUUGGUCUUGAAAUUGAUGAUAUUCAUGGUCAAGGUUAUGAUAAUGGGGCAAAUAUGAAAGGAAAACAAAGGAGUUCAAAAGAGAUUUUUGGAUGUCAACUUUAGAGCAUUUUACACUCCUUGUGGUUGUCAUUCUCUUAAUCUUACAUUAUGUGAUAUGGCUCAGAGUUGUGUUAAAGGGAAGAACCUUUUUGGAGCCAUCCAAAAAAAAUUAUACUAUCUUUGCACAUUCAAUUAAUCGGUGACUUGACAUUAGAUACUUGAACAUUCAAUUAUCUUUGCACAUUCAAUUAGAUAUUGAUACAAAAAUAGUUUUAUUGGAUUUAUUACAUCAAAUAUUUUCAAAGUAUUAUUUUAUCAUAGGUCAAAUUGUCAAAGAUUAAAAACAGUUAACUGAAAAAAGUUUAAACUGGAUA